CGUCCUUUUCCUUUGUGUUUCAAACUCUCCUCUGAGAGCACAAGUGGCUCCAAGAAGCGCGUUUAACCGCUCAGCCUGCCGCUUCCUGAUGUCUGCGGGGGAGCGAGCCGAGCUGUCGGCUGACGGCUGGCUCUUCCAGCACUUCCCCAUCCACCGCGCGUGCCGCGAUGGAGACCUGGUGGCUGUGAUGUCCUUAGUGGAGUCAAACCGGGCUCAUCUGAGCGCAGAGGACUCCUGUUAUGGAUGGACGCCCAUUCACUGGGCUGCUCACUACGGACAGCUGGAGUGCGUGGUCCACCUGGUGCAGAGGGGCUGCGAGGUGAACACGGUGACCAGCCGCUUCAACCAGACGCCCACGCACACCGCCGCCUUCGGAGGACACCCCCACUGCGUGGUGUGGCUCACCCAGGCCGGCGCCGACAUCAACAAGCAGGACUGCGUCGGUGAGGCUCCCAUCCACAAGGCGGCGCGCUGCGGCAGCGUGGAGUGCAUCCAGGUGCUGCUGAUAGCUGGAGCAGAGCCACGUUUAAGGAACGCCAGCGGACAGACGGCGGCGGACUUAGCCAAAGCUAACGGCUUCCACGACUGCUUCGGCGCCAUCGUCCAGACGCAGCUUUGCCGGCUCGCCGUGCUCAGAGACGUCGCCCCCUGUGGCGAGGGGCAGCACUGCAGGAAGAGGCCGCUGGUCGCCAAGGAGACGGCCUCCAUGAAGAAGGCCAGGAGAGCUGAAGCGUUGUUGCCAAGCGGCGGCGGCGGCGUGGAGGAGCCGGGGGCCGUGAACAUGGAGCUCAGCUCAGAUUCCGAUCCAAGCACCGAAGAGCCCCGCCCACCCUCCGACGCCGAACCAGACGAGCCCCGCCUCUCUCUGCCCAGCGCCGCCGAUAUGUGCGGCUCGCUGCACCUCGCCGGAGGUUCAGGUUCGGGCCGGCCGGAGCACUGGCGGCUGACCGGCGCCGACUCCCUGCUUUACGGACACUACCACGGCUUCGGGGACACGGCAGAGGACCUGAGCGACAGCGGCGUCCACCUCUACCACGGCUCGUAGCCCCAGGCGGAUCGGACCAGAGGAGAACUCCUCCCUUUGGUUUCAUCUGUCCGAUCAAACCAGGC
Messenger RNA from Cyprinodon tularosa, 1110 nucleotides. RefSeq names its product ankyrin repeat domain-containing protein 10-like. Bases 89 to 1045 code for a protein of 318 amino acids. Lineage: Eukaryota; Metazoa; Chordata; Actinopteri; Cyprinodontiformes; Cyprinodontidae. The record is from RefSeq and is a predicted model, not a curated record. The transcript has 6 exons. Gene Ontology annotation, molecular function: protein binding.